This is a messenger RNA of Cladophialophora immunda, 1400 nucleotides long. RefSeq lists its product as uncharacterized. Bases 262 to 771 code for a protein of 169 amino acids. Lineage: Eukaryota; Fungi; Ascomycota; Eurotiomycetes; Chaetothyriales; Herpotrichiellaceae. The record is from RefSeq and is a predicted model, not a curated record. Gene Ontology annotation, cellular component: endoplasmic reticulum; cytosol. The transcript has 3 exons.
UGGUCACAUCCCACGCCUUAAACAAACGAGAAUCCCCUCGAGCCGCUCCUUGUUCCGCAAGUAAAAGAGAAGUAAACCUUCUCGACAACACGUCGCCGCCUCUGCCAGUUCCCAGUCCCUCCUCCGCAACCGACUCUUGUUCGAUCUCGAAGUCCUUUAUAACUCCCUCGAAGCGGCUCCGAUCACACCGGGAACCCUUUACCUCCUUUGACCAGACUGCGCGGACCAAAACCACAGCGCCAGCCAUUACUUCCUGCCAGUAUGGCUUCUACAUCAGCGGCUGCUGUGUUGCUCGGCAGACAGUUGAAACAAAUGCAGUCAGACAAAGAUAUACCAGGCAUCAGCUGCGGGCUCGUGGAUAACAACGUUUUCGAAUGGGAAGUCAUGCUCAUGAUCAAUGACGACUGUAAAUACUACGGCGGAGGAUUCUUUCGUGCCCGCUUGUCCUUCCCUCUAGAAUACCCUCUGAUGCCUCCCAAAAUGAAGUUCGAAACUCCAAUAUUCCACCCUAAUGUCUACCCGACUGGAGAGGUUUGUAUAUCCAUCCUUCACCCUCCAGAGGAUGACCAAUAUGGAUACGAGUCUGCAGCAGAGCGAUGGAGUCCCGUACAAAGUCCCGAGACAAUCCUGAUAUCUGUCAUCAGUAUGUUGAGUUCCCCGAACGACGAGUCUCCCGCGAAUGUGGAUGCAGCCAAGAUGUGGAGGGAAGAUCCCAAAGGUUUCCGCAGAAAGUGUCAGCGACUCGUGAGGGAAAGCUUAGGGGACGAAUAAGUGCUGAACGCGGGGGGAGAAAGUGGAAUCUUCUGGAGCAGUAUGGGAUUGCAUAGCGUAACGGGAUGGUAACACCUGGAACUGUUGUAUCAGUAUCCAAAUUAUUGCAAUACGGGCUAUCGAUUUGCUGCGGGAGUUCUGCGCCUGGUGUCGGCGGCGUCGACUUGUGCCCUUGAGGAUGAGGAUAUGAUUUGCAUUGCAACAAACAUGAAGGAGCGAUAUCGUGUCCAAACGAAUGACCUGCUUUGGGGUUCGUGGAGGAGCUGCUCUAUGCCGUUCAGUCGUGGCAAGCGACGGGAACGUCAAACACUCCCAUCUCCUAAACACAGAGAUUGAUAUGGUGUGUGCUCGCACUUCUCCAUAGCGAAAUGACCGUGCAGCACAGGAGGAACCCAGGACUGUCAGCACCUUGUUUCAUUUCAUGUGGGUUUCACCCUCACUGGUGCAGCAUGUCAUGACAGGCCCAAACUGAGGCAGGAGGGAGAACAAAGCGUCCACACCAGAGGCAAAUGAAUACCUGGGUACAUUGCCAUCCACAUACAGGAAGGACUCGGCGAGUUGUCACGCCGGUUGUGCAGAGAACAUCUCGUACAUAAGAAUACCUGUAGCUCAAGAAGUGUACCCAUGAA